Messenger RNA from Manis javanica (Malayan pangolin), 1302 nucleotides. It is a transcript of the gene SNRPA, whose product is annotated as small nuclear ribonucleoprotein polypeptide A. The record is from RefSeq and is a predicted model, not a curated record. NCBI's taxonomy places the organism in Eukaryota, Metazoa, Chordata, Mammalia, Pholidota, Manidae. Gene Ontology annotation, molecular function: RNA binding.
CGGGGAUUGGCUGGCAGGAAGCCAAAGGCAGGACCAGGAGAGGAAGCUUUUGUGAUCGGCACUUGGGAACUAGCAGGCCCUACUUGCGGGAGCUUCGGCUCUGUUGACUUACUCUUGGAAGGAAUAGCCCUAAGCGGCCCGAUAAGCCUGCGUCGGGACAACGGAUUUGGAGAAACCGAGGGCUGAAGUUACCAUUUUCUUUAUUUCAACCCUACCUCGGCACCUCACUCCAUGGCAGUUCCCGAGACCCGUCCCAAUCACACUAUUUAUAUCAACAACCUCAACGAGAAGAUCAAGAAGGAUGAGCUGAAGAAGUCUCUGUACGCCAUCUUUUCUCAGUUUGGCCAGAUCCUGGAUAUCUUGGUAUCACGGAGCCUGAAAAUGAGGGGCCAGGCCUUUGUCAUCUUCAAGGAGGUUAGCAGUGCCACCAACGCCCUGCGCUCCAUGCAAGGUUUUCCCUUCUACGACAAGCCCAUGCGCAUCCAGUACGCCAAGACUGACUCAGAUAUCAUCGCCAAAAUGAAGGGCACUUUCGUGGAGCGGGACCGUAAGCGGGAGAAGAGGAAGCCCAAGAGCCAGGAGACCCCAGCCUCCAAGAAGGCCGUGCAGGGUGGGGCCGCUGCCCCUGUAGUGGGAGCUGUCCAGGGGCCUGUCCCGGGCAUGCCACCGAUGACUCAGGCGCCCCGCAUCAUGCACCACAUACCGGGCCAGCCUCCCUAUAUGCCACCCCCUGGCAUGAUCCCACCUCCAGGCCUUGCACCUGGCCAGAUCCCACCAGGGGCCAUGCCCCCACAGCAGCUUAUGCCGGGGCAGAUGCCACCUGCCCAGCCUCUUUCAGAAAAUCCACCAAAUCACAUCUUGUUCCUCACCAACCUGCCAGAGGAGACCAACGAACUCAUGCUGUCCAUGCUUUUCAACCAGUUCCCUGGCUUCAAAGAGGUCCGGCUGGUCCCUGGGCGGCAUGACAUUGCCUUUGUGGAGUUUGACAAUGAGGUGCAGGCAGGGGCUGCUCGCGAUGCCCUACAGGGCUUCAAGAUCACUCAGAACAAUGCCAUGAAGAUCUCCUUUGCCAAGAAGUAGCACCUUUUUCCCAUGCCUGCCCCUGCCCCCUGUUCUGGGGCCAUCCCCUCCCCCUUCUUGGCUCAGCCCCCCGAAGGUAAGUCCCCUGUGGGGGCCUUCUCAGAGCUGUGUGUGAGUGAGUGGUCGCCACACAGCAUUGUACCCAGAGUCUGUCCCCAGACAUUGCACCUGGUGCUGUUAGGCUGGAAUAAAAGUGUUUUUUUGACAUUUGGUUUUUCACAA